Alexandromys fortis (reed vole) is the source of this 2860-nucleotide messenger RNA. RefSeq names its product protein SPT2 homolog. The transcript has a single exon. Lineage: Eukaryota; Metazoa; Chordata; Mammalia; Rodentia; Cricetidae. Bases 830 to 2860 code for a protein of 676 amino acids. Gene Ontology annotation, biological process: nucleosome assembly; transcription by RNA polymerase I. Gene Ontology annotation, cellular component: nucleolus. The record is from RefSeq and is a predicted model, not a curated record. Gene Ontology annotation, molecular function: DNA binding; histone binding.
UACCAUGCUGGAUCAAUUCAUAGGCUGUUAUAUUUUAUUUGACUUCUGAACGGUGAGUUGUGAUUCUCCUUUGUUCUAACCUGUCAACAAUCCUCAGAAAGAACUUGACUUCAGGGGCUGGGGUUAUGGAGAACACAUACAGGUCAAGGCCUUCUUCAGAGUUGUGCCCCAAAGUCACCAGCACUCAGAAUCCAAUCUUUAUAGUUAAAGUGUUUUUUUUUAAAAGGCCAUUGAAACAGCUCAAUGGAUAAUAGCUAUCAGGAGAUGUGGUGAUAUUUUGUUUUAACAAAUAAAGCUUGCCUGAAGGUCAGAGUGCAGAGCUAGCCACUAGUUAGCCAUAGAGGCCAGGUAGCGGUGGAACACACGUUUAAUCGCUGCACUCUGAGGUCUCUGAGAGCCCAAGGCCAUCCUAGGCUGCAUGAGUUGGAAUGCACCUAAAAGAGAAACAAAUACUAAUGGUGGCGGCUCACACCUUUAAUCCCAGCACUCGGGAGGUGGAGUCAGGAGGUGGUGAUACGGGUGGGCGGGGCUUAGAGAGGGUAUAAAUUCAGAGGGGAGACAGGGGCUUGUGUUUCAGUCUGAAGUUUCCUAGAGGCAGCAUUCAGUCUGAGCACUUGUAGAGAGAGGAUACUGUAUUCGGUCUGAAGAUUUGUGGAGGUAAGAACCAGUGGCCUGCUCUAUUUCUCUGAUCUUUUAGCUUUCAUGCCCUAAUAUCUGACUCCGGGUUUUUACUAUUAAAACCAAUUAGAAUUCGCACUGCCAGCGACAAGACUCGCGUCCCCUGCGUCCCGAGGCCCGGGCCCAGCCGGAUUUUUCUCUUCGGGCAGACAUGGACUUCAGAGAAAUCCUCCUGAUUGCUUCCAAGGGACAAGGUGUCAACCAUGUUCCGAAAAGAUACAGCUUGGCAGUGGGGCCUCCUAAGAAAGAUCCAAAGGAGAAAGGUGUCCAGCCGGCAGCUGUGCAAGCUUUCCUGCGGAGGAAAGAAGAGGAGCUUAGGCGGACCGCCUUAGAGGAGAAAAGGAGGCGAGAAGAACUAGUCAGAAAACGAAUUGAGCUCAAACAUGACAGGAGAGCCAGAGCUAUGGCCAGAAGGACAAAGGACAAUUUUUAUGGCUACGACGGGAUUCCUGUUAAGGAAAAGACAAAGAAGAGCCAGAGAGCAGAAAGCUGCCCCAACCAGGGCACUGACCCAGAGUAUGAGGUGGAGACAGGGGAGUUCCCAGACUACAGUCAGGGUGAGUUGGAGCAGGAAUUCAAGGAGGACCAAGAGCCUCUCAAAGCUGAAAGCCAACCAAAGGCCCCCCUUAAAAGGGCCCCUCCCCCCAUGACCUUCACUGAAUUAAUGAGGUUAGCUGAGAAGAAGCAGUUCGAACCAGUGGAGAUCAAGGCAGUAAGAAAAGCAGAAGAGAGGCCCUUGACUGCAAAGGAACUCAGGGAGCGAGAGUUUCUUGGACGAAUGCAUAAGAAUAAGAAACCUGAGACAGAAGUCAAAUUCCCUCUGCCUGUGUCUCCCUCUCAUAGGGACAGUGAGGGCACAAAACCCAGCAAGGGUUCUGGGGACAGGCAGCCUUUUCCCAAAGGAUUGCUGUUUCCUCGUGCUGAGAAGACUUCCAAACCCAGCACAGGCAAUGAGAAGCAAGUAGCUUUGUCUCCAUGCAAAUCCACUCCAGGAGAGAGGAUCAAGGCCGAAUCUGGCAGUAGCUCCCAGGCCUCACACAACAGACCUGUCUCCCAUGGGGCUGGAAAGCUCCAGCCCAGCACCUGUUCCUCAAGUGUCCCAAAGACUUCUGCUAGUGGGGCUCAGAAGUCUGCUUCUGAGCAGAAAGCCAGAAAACCUCUUCCUUCUCAUCCCAGUCAUUCCAAACCUGGGCCCACAGUCUUCCCACACAACGAAGCUAAGAGUCCAGGUAUCAGACAGCCAGGCAGCAACACCGACUCAGCUUCUGGACGACCUAGCCCAGGGACAGCUUGGCCCACAGUUAGUUCUGGCGCCAUGCCCAGGCGCCAGAACAGCAGCUCCAGCUCAGGACCCGAGCAAUCCAUCAGUGGGAUCAGAAAGCUGGCCAGCAAUCCGCAUCCCUCUGGACGAACAGUCAAUGGCACAAAUGGUACUGGACUACCUGCCAGCAGCUCCACUGGCCCUGGGCGACCCAUCAGUAGCCCUGGUGGUUCUGGAAAAUCUUCGAGCAGUUCUGGAGGUCCUAGGGGGCCUGUAAACAGUCCACAUGACAUCCGACGACCAGUGAGCAGCCUAGGUCCCCCUGGACGGUCAGUCGGUGGCCCUGGGAGGUCUAUAAGUGGUUCCGGUCCAGCUAGAAGGACUGUCAGUUCAGGCCCUGGAAGACCAGUCAGCAACUUGGGACCUGGACGCACAGUUAGUAGCCCAGGCCUCCCCAUAAAACCCAAGUGCACUGUUGUCUCAGAAACAAUUUCUUCAAAGAAUAUUAUUAGUCGGUCAAGCAAUGGACAGAUAAAUGGAAUGAAGCCUCUGCCGUCUGGCUACAGAUCUGUCCCAGGUCCUCAAAGGCUCCCCUUCCCUACUGGCUACAAAAGGCUUCGAGAGUAUAAAGAAGAAAGUGAUGAUGAAUAUGACCCAGACAUGGAUGAUUUCAUCGAAGAUGAAGGAGACCCUCAGGAAGACAUAUCCAAGCACAUUCGGGAAAUCUUUGGCUAUGACCGACGAAAGUAUAAAGAUGAAAGUGACUAUGCUUUACGUAACAUGGAGAGCAGCUGGCAGGAGCAGCAGAAGGAGGAAGCCAAGAGUUUAAGACUAGGAAAGCAAGAGGACCUCCAGGAGAUGAGACGUGAGAAGGAAGAAAUGAAACGCCAAAAGGCCAAGAAGCUGAAGCUUCUGAAGUGA